Molecule: messenger RNA, 7507 nt
Organism: Culex pipiens pallens (northern house mosquito)
Lineage: Eukaryota; Metazoa; Arthropoda; Insecta; Diptera; Culicidae
Exons: 7
Coding region: 1425-6167 (1580 amino acids)
Biological process (GO): regulation of transcription by RNA polymerase II
Cellular component (GO): nucleus
Molecular function (GO): transcription cis-regulatory region binding
Source: RefSeq, a predicted model, not a curated record
CGAGAGACCGCCGAACGGUGUGGAUGUGCGUCGUCUUCCGUCGCCGGGUUCCGUCGUUUUUUCCUCUGUCAGUGCGUCGGGCGCGCGCGCUCGUUUCGUGGGGUGAAAAUAACAAUACAAGCACGCACACAUUUGCAAAACACGUUUCGUGGUGUGAAGACACGUGUGUGGAAUAAAAACAUAAACACGCACACACACACAGACGCGUGUGCGUGUGUGGAUAAUUUGCUUGCAUUAUUUGAGCUCUCAGUCUGGCUAGUUUUUUUCUGAAUUGAAGAAUGAGAACAAGGGAGGAAAGAGAGUAAAAGGUGAAAGUGUGAGUGAGAGAGGUGAUAAGAAGGAAUAACAUCACUUUUUGAAUGUUUUUUGGGGUGAGAAAGGCUUGGGGGAGCUGAUAGGGGGGUUGAUCUAUCAGAAGCUAAGCGGUGAAGGUGGUUUUCCGAGUGGAGAAGAAGAAGAAGAAGGAGGAAAGGAAAUUUGAGAAUAAAACGAAGAAGCAGCGACAGAUUUGGGAGCUUGUCGUGGGAGAGAGGAGUGAGAGAGUCAGUCUCUUCUUCGGAAGCUGGGGCCGGUUGGCGAAGAAGGUCGUUUUGCCGAAAAAGAAAUGAAUGGGCCUCGCAUGUAUUAAAGGGGCAGGAGAACCGAUUUUCGACUUGGCUUAGUUUGCUGGGCUGAGCUGGGUGGAGAGAGAGAGUGUUCAAUUAUUGUGAAUAUUGCACACACUUCAAUACUCGCAUAUGCUGCCGCUAAGCGCGAUAUGGAAAUGAGCUGGUGUGCGUUGCCGAUUCAUAGAAAAAUAAGUUUUCAUUGAGAGAGAGUGUGAAAAAGAGCAAUCGAAGAGUGUGCGAGUUGUGUAUUUUGAUACAGUAAUUAAUUGGAGUGUGAAGAAGAAAAAUAAGGCAUGCAUUUUGCUUAUUUUUUUGCUGUCAACCAAAUCCAAGCAGGCACCGUGUUAGUGUGAGUGGCAAUUCACCGUGUGACAGAUUGCGUGUUUUGCAUUCUAAAAUAAAUAAAAUUAAUUUUACUUCAAUUUAAAAAAGAAGAAAAAUAAUAUAAAGUUGCAAAGUGAAGUGAAAACCCGAAAAAAUACAUCAAAAAGUAGUGAAACGAAGAAGAUAAAGCAGUCAAAUCGAACGAGAGAAGAUAGCGGGCAGAAGAAGGAGAAGGCAAAAAAAAGAGGAAGCAACAGGAAGAGAGUGAGGGGACGCCCUUUAGCCACUCUCCCGCCUGUCACCGCCGCCACCUUCGUUUCGUGCCGUCGUCGUCACUACUUUCGCCGUCGUUGCUUUUGUUGCGGCGUUUUAUUUUCGUGCAUUAUUUUUCGUCGACGGCGAGUGCAGUUUCAUUGUUGUUGUCGUGUCGCGUCAAACCGCGACGACAAAAAGGAUUAAAACCGUCGCACUCGUUAAAAUAAACGCGCGAUUAUGGAUAUCAAGGUCGUCGGCGUGGCAUGCGGUUACAAGGGCCCGUACACGUUCUACAAGGGUGUCAAGAUCACCUUCGCCGCCGGAUCGGAGUCAACCUCAUCGGCGUCGUCCUCGUCAGCGUCCACACCAGCACCCCCAACAGCACCACCACCUUCCGCAACCGGCACUGGAACCUGCUCCACGAGCUCUUCAUCCACCUCCACCUCACCGGUUCCGUCGACGAGGCCUGGCACGCCACCGUCCACCACUGCCGGAACAACUGCCGUGCAAUCCGACGAACUUGCGGCGUCGACGACGACGGGCGAAGAUCCUAGCAUUAGCAACAGUAGCAGCAGUUGUAGUUCCAGCAACAACAAUAACAACAACAACAGCAGUAGUAGUAGUAAGGGGCAAAACGCAAAGCCAAAACAGACGCAACGAAAAUGUGUCAGUGAAAAUAACAGCACUGCCAGCAGCGGGACGGCCGUGGCCACGACCGGGGUGACCGGUGAGGACGGUGGUGGUGGUGGUGUGAAUAAUUUAUGUAAUGCCACAACAGCUACGGCGGAAAAAGACUGCCUCCGGCCGCUGGUGCUAGCGCUGGGCGACUGCUUCCCGGUGCGGCCCUGGUCCGACUCACCGAUUGCGUGCCUCGCCGAGCUGCGGAUGGUGUGGAAGGACCGCAACGAGCAGUGCCUGCUGAUCGCCCUCCGGCUCUUCUUCCUGCCCGAGAACACCCCGGCCGGCCGGAACUGCCACGGCGAGGACGAAGUGCUCGCCAUCUCGGACAAGGUGAUUGUGCGGGCGGACGACCUGCUCGGCUGGAUCGCGGCGGACCUCGAGUGGAACUGGGGCCUGCGGACGACGUACGACGAGGAGAGCGCCCGGGACGUGAUGACGACGACGCGCCACCUCAGCAAGCACUCCUCGCUGGACUUUGCCGACGUGGACAAGGAGAAGCACGCCGCGGAAAACGUGGCGUCCAAAGUGGCGGUGCUGAGCUUUUCCCGCUACUGCCGGUACCGGGCCGUCCAAAAGCGUCUCGAGGUGGUCCACGAUGACUGGCUGCGGAACAAACUGGUGGAGACGCUCAGCGGCUUUGUGGCCACCACGCCCAACACCCGCGUCAUGUUCUGCAAGGACACCUUCGACUGUCCGGAGCUGGAAACGCACGAGCUGCUGUGCAACCACCUGGCGCCGAAGCUCAAGGGCCGACCCCGGGGCAAGCGGAAGAAGACCCUGUCCGAUUCGUCGUCGUCGCAGUUUGUCAAAAAGGAGGGCGCCAACUCGGAGGAGAGCGAGUCGAACGAUUCGGACGCGUCGGACUACUCGUACAGCAAGGUCUCCCCAUCGAAAAAGGUCAACCUGCAAACCACUCCCCGCUACAACCCCCGUCCAGCUCGGGCAUCCGGUGGAUCGGCGGGUAAGGGGGCGGUCGAUCCGAUUGCAAUCCCUGUGGACCCACUGCCUCCACCGCCCGUCAAGCAGAAGCAUGCCAAGGGCAAGCAGACGCCGCCCCAACCCACGGCUGGUACGGCCGGCAAGGUACGCGGUCGCAAGGGACGACCGGGCCGCAAGCCGAAGGGCUUCAACCGGAAGGCGGACGAAAGCGAAGCGGGCGAGGAAACCGAGGACACCGAGCUGGGCACUUCCGUCGGGGACGAGGGGGACGUGGAGAAGAUGGAGGGCGAGUAUGCGUUCGACGAGGAGGACGAGCAGCGUGACGCGGAACGGCCGAGCAGUCUGUUCCAGGUGAGCGACGGGAUGGCGCCGGAUCAGCGGGACUUUUUGCAGCGGUUGCAGGAGUUUUUGGACCCGAAAGCGCUGGCGUAUGCGAAUAAUCAGGUGGCUUCGUUGAGGGGAGUCAACCUUUACCUCAUCUACACGCGCGUGUUGAACGCCGGUGGCUACGCAGAACUCACCACCCGCGAUCAGUGGACGACGCUGCUGGAGGGCACCGGUGGCGAGAAUGGCGCCAUGACCAAGCGUCGGUACGAGCGAAUUCUGCUACCGUACGAACGGCACCAGCGAGCGAUCGCCGAAGCUGUGAAGAAGGAGAUCGAGGAGGAGGAACGUGAGGGUGAGACCGGCCACGAGAGUCAGAUAUCGCCAACGGAUGGUGGGGUGGUGGAGGUUAAGGUGGAGAAGGUGGAAAAGCGGGAGGAGCAGGAAGAUGUUAAGGUGAAGAUCGAGUGCAAGGAAGAUGAGGUGGUGGCGUCGGUUGAGGUCAAGAAGGAGUUUGAGAAGGACGCAGGUGGGGCGUUGGAUUUGUCAAAGGACGAUUCCGUGGAAGUACAAAGUAAGGGGAAGGCGAUAUCUCCGCUGUUGGAGAAUAACAGCAGUAAUGGUAGCGUUGGGGUGACCGGGAGUCCGAACGCCUCGGUGCACUUGGGAAUGUCGCCGGUGUCGGUGCCGUUGACGGUGAUUGUUCGGCCGAACAUUGACGAGAAGGACCCGUCGUCGUCGUCGCAGAUCCAGAUCAAUCAGCCGCACACGACGAUUACGGUGCACCAGACGACGAUCCACCCGCAGGGCAAUCAGCAGGCGAACAGUCAGCAGAUCAGCGGACAAAGUCCGCAGCACAUUACGAAUCAGAUUCAGAUCACGAACCAGAUCCAGAUCCAGCAGAUUACGGUGCAGUCGAGCGACAAGGGAGCGAACGGAGGGGAGAGUCCGCAGUUCAAGUACAGCUUCAAGCAGGACAAAUCCGGGCAGGAGAUCAACAUCGAAUCGCCGUCGGCGUCGGAGAACUCGAAGGGAUCGUCGGUCAACUUUGAGAACAACAUCAGCGCGACGCUGUUCCCGCUGAGUCGACCUGCCGAUCCGGAUUUGACCAUCAAGGAGGUUUCCGUUUGCCCAACGAGUGGAACCGUUUCAAUCAGCACGGCCAGUACGAAUCCACCGGCGCCGGUGGCUUCCAAGACGUCUUCGUUGCGACACGUUCGCAUGAAGGCCGAUCGCAAGUCGUCCUCGACGACGGGAAGUGUGCCAAACAUCGCGGCAGCGGCUGCAGCCACCUCCAGUUCCAACAAACCUUUCGAAAAGGAGAACAUUCCGAUGAUGGCGGGCAGCGCCGCUGCCGCCAGUCUGUUUGGCGAUCAGAACCUCACCACGAUCACGCCGAUUGCUUCGAGUUUGCUGAACAGUGCGGUCGGCGCUGCGGCGCUGGCAAGUCUUGCUUCCAGCUACGCUGGACUGACCGGAUCCGUCGGCGAGGGCAACACGCCUAAGGUUCUUCCCGCACCAACCGAGGUGAUCGACCUGGUGGACAGUGACAACGAUGACGAAGAGGACGCUGCGGUGGCGACCGCCGCGGCCAAACAGGCCGGCCUGUCGAUCCGACCGAUUCCUUCGCUGCUGCCGCCGAUGAAGAAACGCAAGCUGGAUAUUCUUCGUGAAGGUGGUCUGGAGGUGACUCCGAUCUCCAACGGGGCGAGCAUCUUCUCCGCCAUUACGCAGCACAGCCCGAAGGCGAGUCCGAACCCUAUGCGGAUCAACAUCACGGCGGAGGUUAGUCCGCAGCGUAAGAGUGGCGGAGGUGGAGGUGGUGCCGAUCGCAAGUACAUUCCCACCCCGCUGGACUGCCAGACGCAGGGAAUGUACGCCAAGACGGGACAGAUCUUUGGCGAUCCGAAGGCAAUGGGCCUUCCAAGCAACAGCAUGCCGGUGAAGCCUGCGGCGGCUGCGCCGCCCACCGACUUGCUUGACCUGACUGGAUGUCGAAGUGGCAACAUGAUCCCAAUGGGACUGGACUUUACGCCGUCGAACUCGAGGCAGCGGGCUCAGCCCGCGAGUCGCGUGCCUCGGACGGCACCAAGUUUGCAGAUUACACUGGUUCACGCGCCGAAUCAGCAGCAGGCUCCUCCGCAGCCUCAACACCAGCAAUCUGCUGGAAACUCCCGCAAGAAACCGUUCGAAAUCGUGCCAUUAUCUGCCGCCAGCGGCACGCCGCCGAAAGACCCCAGUCCGCAGAUCUCCCUAGGACCGUCUUCUUCAAGCUCUUCGGCGUCCAGUUCCAACGGAACCGCCGGUACCAACCCCAACUCAUUGCUCGAGACAGGCCUGCUGCUGGCGAACCUGCAGAAAGUCAACCCACUGCUCGUGGCCAGCAUCCUUUCCUCCUCCGGCCUCUCCAAGACCUCCAUCCCAGGCCUGACCCAACUCCUCGGACAACUCACCGAGCAACCUCCGGUCGCACCCAAGAAAAACACCCGCCGAAGGUCCAACUCACAAGCUCAACAGGCUCAGCUAUCGCAACCCCCUCCACUCAUCCCAACUCCCCAAUUCUCGAUGCCCUCCCCGCAGCAUCCACCCCCCUCCGAAUCCCCCUCUCUCAGCCAGCAAAUCAAACUGCUGCAGCAGGUCCAGCUCCAGCAGCAGCAAAAGGCCGCCGCCGCCCACGAGCAGCAGCAAAAAGCAGCCGCUGCUGCGGCGGCCGCCGAACAAAAGCGCCUCCAAGAGCAGAAGCAAAAGCAGCAACAGCUGCAAAUGCUUCAGCAACUCCAGCAGCAGUCAACCCGCGUCGCGUCCAACUCUUCGGCGACCUCGUCGUCGCCGGCGUCGACGUCCUCCGCGCCACCCAACACGCAGCAAGCCGCCUUCCCCUUCGACCCGCUCUACCUGUCGGCGAUCUACGCGAACCCGAGCCUCUACCUGCAAGCGCUCAGCCCCGAUCAGCUGUUGGCGUUCUACAAAAAUCUGCCCAACAUGGCGGGAGGAGGUGGUGGCGGGGCGACGAUGCCACCCACCAGCAAGAGCUAGCUGCGCUAAGUUCGCGGGGCAGUCCAAUACUAACGCUAAACUUAGUAACGUCAGUCACAGUCAUGGAUAUACGUAUAAUAUCGGUUUUUGAGGAAUAAACAAAAAAAAUACGAAGUGUGUUGUAGCAAAGCAGAACAAAGUAGCAAAAACACAGGAAGCGUUUGAUUUUUAGUACUGUUAGUGUGUAAGAGGUCGAGCGCCGCGCCGGCCGAAUAGAAAAGAGAGUGGGGACACAAAUUAGUGUGUACUUUGUUUUUGUUUAGUUUUAAAAACAUUAGUUUAUUUUUCCUUUGCUCGCCUUCCGGGCGAGCUGCAUGGUCGAGAAUUUGAAGUUGUUUUUUUUUCUUGCGCGAUGGUUAGAAUAAUUUAGAAUUCAGGAAAGACCCCAUCCCCCCCCCCUCCCCCCAUUUCUAGUAAUAAGCUAGAUUACUAUUACACUAUCUGUAUGUAUGGAGAUUUGGAAGCAAACAAAUGAAUUGGUUUCGCUAUUGAUGUUUUGUAUCAUUCAAAACGGUGUUUUUAAUUGAGUGUGAAAGAAAGUCCUUUGUAGGCCGCAUGUCCUGGAAUACAGGAGUGUAGCCAGCUUGGUUCGUCAUCUUCAUUUUCUCCAUUCGAUUCAAAAAUUUUAGCAAUUUUUCGUAAUACUUUCAGCAGUGACACUCAUGUUUAAUUGUUGAAGCGGUGCAAUGCAUUAUUAUUAUUUAAAAAAAAAAACAUAAAAAAUCCAGGCAAAUCGUACGCUUCUCUAACACGGACGUGAGCAUUGAAUACCUUGAUUUAUAAUUGACGUCAUUAAGCAUCAACUCAGUUUAGCUAACUAAAUUUAUAUCAAUUAAAUUUAUGUUAGGACAACUUACAUACACAAUUAUAUAAAUUCCUAUUCCGAUUUUGUGUGUGGCAAACAAUUGCUUUGAAGUUCAUUUUCACUGAAUUUGUUCGUUCUGGCUUGAUUUUUCUCUUUAAUCAUGUCCAUUUCCAACGAUUUGAGUAUGUUUCAGGUGCUUUUUUGUUGUUUUUUCAAAAAUAUUGAUGAAUCGUUCAACCAUCGAACUCAAACCAACACUUCGCUGGUUCCAUGCGCCAUCAAUAAUUACUGAUUUACACAAGAAACAAUUCAAGCUUAUCUGACCAUUUUUUCCAGAACUUAAGUUUCGUCUAGUGCUCAAAAUAUCUUCAGGACCUUUUGCGGCCGUCAUCGAACACCCAAAAUCGCCACUGUAAUGGAUUUUCAAACCGAUGUCUGCAAACAUUGCUUUCUUCCAUUUCGUAAAUACAAUUCUGUGAAGCUAAAUAAAGUUCAACAAAAAACAUACAAUUUUGGUUGCAAUACAUAAAAUUCA